AUGUCUUCACUCUUUCAGCCAAGACCAGUGCUGUCGUCACAGCGUUACUCACAGUCACCGGACUAUGUCGAUACGAGACGUAGUCUCCAUAAUGGCAGACCGCCUCUUCGAGAGUCCACUGGCAAUGCUCAAUCCCACAGCUUCAAUGGUCUAGUCUCUUGUUAUCAGAACCAAGUGGCCCUGGGACCAUCCAUGCAUGCUCCCAUGGUUCCUUCACAAUCACUCGACUGCCUUUACAGAGUCCCGACUCCUCGUCAGCAGGCUCGUUAUCAGAGAAGGCCCAAGACUUCUGUCAAUCCUCUCUACUUCUGGCCGGCUUUCCGUCAGUAUCGUAACAGACAAGCUCACAAGGACACCCAAAAGGACAAGGGCGGCGUCUGGCGUCGGCCGGAGCUCGAGGAUGCCUUUGUCGACUCUGUACUGCUCAUGCCUCACAUGGGCCGCCGCAAGUUCUCCAUGGGAGGGAAACUCCACGGCCGCAACAUGCUCAUCAGCGAGUACAUCUUUGUGAUUUGCGUUGCUCUCUUGGGGAGCAAGGAGAUUUUCCGCAUCGACAAUAGCAACGAAAGCAUCGAACAGAUGGGACGCAAGCAAGUGUCUAGCCACAUGCAAGUGGUCAAGAAGUUUUUUGAAGACCUUCGUUGCUUCCACUUUUUGUUCCCGUCAGAGGAGAAGAAGGAGCCGGGCUCAACGAAUUCCGACGACUACUAUGACGAGGAAGAGCAAGAGUCAUUCAAGUCGAACCCCGUGCUCACAGCCCUGGCUGAGGGUCGAGUUCCCGACGUCAAGCCCAACUAUGAGUACUUCUCCCAGCUCCUGGCCCUGCAGUCAUCCAUCUGCACACGGCCCAAGACGUGUGAAAUCUUUGUGUCGUCUUCUGAUAUCAAGAUUCGGGACGACGUCGCCUAUGAUGCACAUGACGCCCCGUUGGACCAGGCGUCCUUCCCUCACCUGAACAAGUACACCAACUGUGACGACAGCCCCAACGUCCUGGGCAAGGAUGUCCUCUUGCACGAGUACACCCGAUCUCUUGACCGGACCACGUCGGCCUGCGCCAAGUCUGUCACCCGCCGGUGGCAAAAGGAUGCUCCCGCCAUGUACGAGACACUUGAGCUUCCGUCCAGAGACGAGGAGUGCCUGUUGCUGGAGAUGUGCGCGACGCUGGAACUGCACGAGCACGCCAAGUUCCCCUCUGGAUCGGAGCUCACGGGGUUUGUCGAGGUCGCCAUCACGCAGCCAGCUCUGCAGAACCAUCGGUGGAAGUGCAUCACACGCCUUACGAGGCCCGCCGAGCUCCACAGCGACGAGGGCAAGCAUGGCGUCUACACCAACGACAGCGGAAUCCACCGCCGUGGGUGUAGCGAUUCCAAGGUGGACUGCGAGUGCCACACCCGCCCUCGUCAGGAUAUUCACGUUCCUUUCCCUGCGGUGGAGUGGGCCAGCAUUCUCAGCAUGGCGGUGCAGUAUCCCGACGUCGAGCACCAGCGCCUCAAGGAGAAGCGCCGCAAGUAUGCGGACGGCGAGGGCAACAAGGACCUCGAGCGAUCCGGCAGCAAGCGCAAGCGCGCCGAGGACGAAGGCGAUGCUGCCUCGUGGGCCCGCCGAGAGCUGACUGGCAGCGACUUGAUUUGCAAGGUGGCCAUGUACCAGGAGCUCUGGUCUUGCGCGCCCGACUCUACGCAGUGGACUCGCCAGGCCGUCAUCUUUUGGAGGUUCAACACGACCAACCAGUGGCACAAGUACCAUCCCGUCUUCAAGCCCGCCGGAACCACCUGGCGGUGGUUGACCAUCAACGACCCCAUGUCCCGAUACCAUCAGCAGAAGGCGCUCGUCUACCCGACGGCAAACGUCUCCAGAGAGGCUCUGAUGUCGCCGACGCCAACCAUCAACCAGCACUUGACGGCGGCCAUGAACGAGACCUUCAGCACGUGGGACCACGGCAGCAACGCAUCUCACGUGCCGCACGUUCCGCCGCUGCAAACUCCCAACAACAGCAGCAGCAGCAACAACAACAGCAUUGGGCUUUUCGACUCCUUCUCCAACGGGCUUGCCACGCCGCCACCGACGGCUACACUGCCGCCGGCCUACUCGACUGGAAACUUUGACAGCCGGAGCGGGAGUUUUGACACCCGCAGUGCCAGCUUCGACACCAGAAGUGGUUCGUUUGAUGGCAACAUGGCACCAAACAAUGGAGUAGCAUUCCUCCCCCCGACUGGCGGUCCGCCUCAACAACACGACCGUCAGGCGACGACGACGCUCGGCAACAACAGCAACAGCCACCAGUCCUUCUUCGACGGGCAGCAGUCCUUCUCCGAGGUGAAGCCCAUCAGCUCAGCCGUCAACUCAUACAUGGCGGCCACCACGUCGCUCGAACUACCGAACCAAGUCGUCUACGACAACGCCGGCGUCGACACCGGCAACAUGCAAGGAUGGGACAUGUCUGCCCUGGACGGCUGGUCCGCAGCUUCGGCGCCAGCAAGCGCCACGGCAGAAUGGGGACCAAAUACCAAGGUUGAAUCCCAUGCGGGAGAUCACCACGGUGCCAUGUGGGCUCCUCCACAGUGGCCCCUGUCCGCAGGAACGGCACCCAGCUCCCACGAGCGAGGUGGCAGCCCUCGACCGGCCAAGAGACGGAGGGAGACGAUGGACGUUCAUGUGCCAGUCACUGCUGGAUGGUGA
Messenger RNA from Metarhizium album ARSEF 1941, 2679 nucleotides. RefSeq names its product tea/atts. The transcript has 3 exons. The record is from RefSeq and is a predicted model, not a curated record. NCBI's taxonomy places the organism in Eukaryota, Fungi, Ascomycota, Sordariomycetes, Hypocreales, Clavicipitaceae. Gene Ontology annotation, biological process: regulation of transcription by RNA polymerase II. Gene Ontology annotation, cellular component: transcription regulator complex. Gene Ontology annotation, molecular function: RNA polymerase II cis-regulatory region sequence-specific DNA binding; DNA-binding transcription factor activity, RNA polymerase II-specific. The coding region runs from base 1 to 2679 and encodes 892 amino acids.